Messenger RNA from Patiria miniata (bat star), 1650 nucleotides. RefSeq lists its product as uncharacterized. NCBI's taxonomy places the organism in Eukaryota, Metazoa, Echinodermata, Asteroidea, Valvatida, Asterinidae. The record is from RefSeq and is a predicted model, not a curated record. The coding region runs from base 123 to 833 and encodes 236 amino acids. The transcript is spliced from 6 exons.
GGACUACUGGUCGGCCAUUUUGAUUUCUGGUUCGGGGAAGCAAAGCAGUGUUAUUGAUACAGGGGUUCUGCGAGGUUCAUUUCAAUUGCUAAAGAGAAGGACACGAGGAGCUAGACGACAAGAUGCAGCCCGUAGCACCGAUUCAAUCGGUCCAGAUGCAGAUGCCUCCCACGGCGCCCUCCCGGCGCAGUCGGUACUCCUGCGCUGUCAAGUCGCUCGGGGUUCUUCAGAUCAUCCUCUCGGGAGUUUCUGCCAUUGUUGGAGUCGUCGCAGGCUUCACUGGAUCUGUGAUCGGGCUUGCUUUCGCGGGCACCUGGGGAGCGAUCUUGUUUUUCCUCCCGGCUGGAAUCCUUGGCGUGUUGUCUGUGACGCUUGCUGUCGGCUCCCGAAGAUGUUUGGCCAUCGCCUGCAUGGUCAUGUGCAUCCUUGCCUCUGUAAUGGCUGCUGCCAACAUUGGCCAGUACGGGGCGUCGAUGGCUUUCGAUGGAUAUUAUUACGGUGGAGGGGGCUAUUAUUACUACACUCCAGUGCCCAUCGCUAUGGACGGCAUCCUCGUGGUUGUUUCCUUGACUGAGCUUGUCGUCUCAAUCACUGCUUCUGUCUACUGCUGUUAUGUCAUGAGCGAGUACCGCCCUACCAAUCCCACGAUCCAGUUCAUAUCAACGCAAGGCAACCCUAACAUGAUGGCGUACAACCAACCGGCGGUGGCGUACAACCAACCGGCGGUGCCCUACACCGUGACACCAGCUGCCCCGGGCACAUUCGUGGCCAACCAGCCCUACACCCAACCGCCGAGCUACACGGCUUGUACUACCCAACCAGGAGGUAUGUAGGGGAUAUCUCAAUCUAAAUGCCAGUCUGUCUUUCUUUUUUGAGUCGGGACGUGAUUGUCCCAUGUUAAGGCCGACCAAAACACCUGCGUAUAUAUAAAAGAAUUCCGUAGGGCCUACAUGGAAUGCUCAGCCUUAUGUUGAAAGAUUUUCUCUAAGGUGUCACAGUGCAGUGCACGAGUACGCAUAUUUUAUAUUGCCAGUAUUUUGGUGCAUUAGAUGUCAGAUUUAAAAUGGUAUUGUACAAUUAAUAUCAACAUUGAUACUUUUUUCUAUUUUACAUUAUGAGUAAUUGCCUUGUAUGUUAUACUUUUCGGACACCUUUUUGCAAUCACAACUACUUGCGGUUCAAACAUGUCAAUUAAAGUAUUAGAGAGCUCAAAGCAAAAUGGACAAAUAAUGAUAAUAAUAACAAUUUGGAAUAUUCUGUCCAGUUCCAAGAAGGUUAUUGUAGAUUAAUAAGGAUGUUAAAGAAAACGGUGUAACAUGUACUUGCGACCUAAUGAAAAAAAUAGAAUGUUAAUAUCACAUACAGAAUACAACUCCUGUCGCUUGUUGCGAUUUGCUAUCUUCAGUUGUAUAAUUGUUAAAUAUGUUGUCAAUGUGCGGGAAUAUUUAACUCACGCACCUUCGCUCCAAACAAAGACAGAAAUAUAAAAAAAAAAACACUGGACAACGGUUUAAAUAUCUCAGCUUAUUCCUAGAUGGUUCAGGGAUUUUGUCAAACCGAAAGUUUUUAUAUUGAGUUCUGAGUUGUGAACAAGGGUAUAUUUACAGAAGUAAUAUUUUUAUUUUGAUUGAAAUUGGUUAUUAAGUAAAG